GGCUGUCGGCGCUCGCUUGCCUCGCCGCAAGCACGGGCAUGCUGCUGCUCUCGUCACUCAACUACCCGGGCGGCGAGGCGCUCGACUUUGUGCGCGCGCACGCCGCCGCCGCCUCGGCCGGGCUGAUGGGCGGUGUCGGGGCGGCGGCGCCGGGCCUCGUGACGGUGCCCGUGCACGCGUGCGUGCUGGCCUGCAUGACGGGCGUGACGCUCUUCGGCACGACGGCCCCCGUCGCGGGCGCCGAGGUCCUGCCGGCGUACCACGUGGUAGGCAGCAGCAGCAGCAGCAGCAGAGGCGUUGGCGGCGAUGGCGGCGACGAGGUCAUCGGCGGUUCCCCGGCCGCCACCGCCGCCGGAUCGGGCGGCAGCGUGGCGCUGGCGCUGGACAAGACGGAGGACCGCGCCGCGCUGGCAAGACCGGCGUUCUGGGAGGUGUUCGACUACCUCAUCGUCGAGGAUCCCGAGGAGGCGCGCGGCGGCCGGUGGGAGGUGGUCGGCGUCGUGCAGGGCUACGCGGGCGUCGAGGUGCUGCGGCCCGGGAGCCGGGCUGACGACGACGACGACGACGACGACGACGUGGAGGAUGGCGCUUCAUCCGCCGCCGGCAGGGUCGUGGGGAGGGGCAGGACGGUCAGGGACGUCAGGGCGCGGGUGAGGCGGGUGACGGGCGGCUGGUGGGUUGGGCCCAGGAUGGCGCCGCGCCUUCACGUGCUAAGGCGGGUCAAGGGGGGCGGCCAGACCAUGAAGACGGCUGCGUCAUGACGGGAGGGUGGUGACGAAGCAUUAUCCAUGUGAAGAAAAAGAAAAAAAAGAGAUCGGUCAUUAGAACGCCCAACCUGGCCUUAUCCCUGGUCCCACCUUGCAUCGGCAUGCCCGAUCUAGUUUUUUGCGUCAGAUGACUUGAGAUCCCUUUGAGCCCAUCAUCCCUCGCACUUGUCGUUUCGGGGGUUGCCAUGCCGCCAAAAUGCAGAGAGGGUGAGAGAGGGGGCUGCAUGAGUUGACUUUGCCUUAUGAUAGGCUACUAUACCGUAAUGGCACUUGCUUCCCCACAAGAUCUGAGACGAUGAUGUGCACAGAUUCUCCGGUCUCUCUUUAUACUGCUCCCCGUGUCUUCC
Messenger RNA from Gaeumannomyces tritici R3-111a-1, 1114 nucleotides. RefSeq lists its product as hypothetical. The coding region runs from base 39 to 761 and encodes 240 amino acids. The record is from RefSeq and is a predicted model, not a curated record. Lineage: Eukaryota; Fungi; Ascomycota; Sordariomycetes; Magnaporthales; Magnaporthaceae. The transcript has a single exon.